Paraglomus brasilianum is the source of this 363-nucleotide messenger RNA. NCBI's taxonomy places the organism in Eukaryota, Fungi, Glomeromycota, Glomeromycetes, Paraglomerales, Paraglomeraceae. The record is from the annotation of a GenBank genome assembly.
AUGCCACAACCAUGGAUGCCGUACUUAGAACCGCGAGCAGACUUGCACAAUAUGUAUCGUCCCGGGCGUAUAUAUGACAUAGCCGAGUUAGAUCGUGAAGAACAAGAAUACGAUCUCGAGAUUUUGGCAAUUAAGAAUGUGAACAGUCAUUGUACGAUAAUUGGCAAACCGGGAUCUCGCGACGGUGACCCCGCCGAUUCGGAUGGAGAAGCAAAUACAGAACCUUCUACAGAAGACACAUCUCAUGAUGACUUAGAAGAAAUUGAUGAUUCUCCGGAAGAUGAAUCUAUGCAAGAUUUGUACGAAUCGAUGAAUGAAGCUGGGAUGUACUCUGCAUAUGGAGAUGAUGAGGAUAUUCAAUAA